AUGUCCCGAAGAGACAGUCCACAGUUCGAGAUAAGACCCAAAUCUGACGCAACGCACAAGGCAGUUCAAGCCACUCUCGACGGGGUGACCUCGAACCCCGAGACAGGAGUAGCUGGCCUGGUCUUCGCAGCGAUCAACAAAGAUGGCGAUAUCCUUACGGCCAACGCCUCUGGUAAUCGUGGGUUAGAUACCAAGGAACCUAUGACCUUGGAAACGACCUUCUGGAUUGCGAGUUGCACCAAGAUGAUUACUGCAAUCGCGGUCAUGCAGUUGGUUGAGCAGGGCAAGCUUGACCUUGACGAUCACAAACAGCUGUACAAGCUAUGUCCAGAGUUGGAGAAAGUGCAAGUGUUGACUGACGACGGGAAGUUGGAGGAUAAGGAGGCUGAGAUUACGUUGAGGAUGCUCUUGUCGCAUGUAAGUGUGCUAUCCAUCCACAUCCUCAGAUCAUUCUCUGACCAGUGCCACAGANCUGCAGGUUUCGGUUACGAGUUCUUCAACAAAAAGCUGAGAGACUACGGUCGUCCAGUCGGCUUCGACGUCUUCAGCGGUGACCCGGCCGAUGUUCUCAGGAUGCCUCUGGUCAACCAGCCGGGUAGCAGAUGGGAGUACGGCAUCAAUAUCGACUGGGUGGGCAUCGCACUCGAAAGACAGACCGGCAUGACCUUGAACGAGUACAUGCAGCAAAACAUCCUUCAGCCUCUGGGGAUCCACAAUACAAACAUGUUCCCGACCAAGGAGAUGAAGUCCAAUCUGGCAUCCAUGCACCAACGCUGGCCAGGUAGCCCCCAGAAGGCUGCAGAAAGAGACCAUGUAUACCGCAGACCAAUGGUUGCUGAAGGCAAAGAAGAGCAAAGCAAAAUCCUUUGCAGCGGUGGUGCCGGUCUCUUCUCUCGUCCCACAGAGUACAUCAAGGUGCUUGCUGUCUUAUUGAACGAUGGCACGUGUCCCAAGACGAACAAACAGAUCCUCAAGCCCGAGACUGUCAAGCAAAUGUUCGAGAACCAGAUUACUCAGAUGCCAGACUUUGGACGCCGAGGUAUCCCUGACGCAAAGCCAGAACACACGAACCCUCUCGGAGAUUUGUACCCGCAGGGUGAUGUCGCACAGGUAUGUCGUUUGUGUGUUACUGCAUGUCUCGACCACAUACUAACCACGACCAUAGNNGGUUGGUGCCUUAGCGCAAUGUUGACCAUUGAGCCUGGAGUCACAGGCCGCGGCAAGAAUACCGCAUUCUGGGCAGGCAUUGCCAACUUGUUUUGGUGGGUGGAUCGUGAGAAGGGCGUUGCCGGUAUGAUUGCCAGUCAGGUCAUGCCUUUUGGAGACCCUAAUGUGAUGGGAGCCUGGUUUGGAGCAGAGACUGCGGUGUACGACAAUUUGGGUGCGUCAAAGUGA
Messenger RNA from Aureobasidium vineae, 1395 nucleotides. The record is from the annotation of a GenBank genome assembly. NCBI's taxonomy places the organism in Eukaryota, Fungi, Ascomycota, Dothideomycetes, Dothideales, Saccotheciaceae.